This is a messenger RNA of Cucurbitaria berberidis CBS 394.84, 909 nucleotides long. RefSeq lists its product as uncharacterized. Gene Ontology annotation, molecular function: metallopeptidase activity. The record is from RefSeq and is a predicted model, not a curated record. The transcript has 4 exons. The coding region runs from base 1 to 909 and encodes 302 amino acids. Lineage: Eukaryota; Fungi; Ascomycota; Dothideomycetes; Pleosporales; Cucurbitariaceae.
AUGAGACUUACGUCUGUUGUACUUGUCGCGCUCGCCACGUUCGGUGCAAAAGUGGCUGGAAUCUGCGGUACGCCUGGGCCUACGCACGAGCAGAUGCAAGUCGCUCGAAACUUGCAUGUCCACGAGAUUGACUCCCGGUCCAUGGGAAAAUCUCUUGCUAACAAAACUGGAAUCAACAUCAGCGUAUACUAUCAUAUCAUUGUUGCCGACUCCAAGUCCAAAAAGGACGGUGGUAUUAGUCUUUCUGUUUUAAAACGCCAAACGCAAGCCCUCAACGAUGGGUACCGACCUCACAACAUCACUUGGACGCAAGCGGGAGCCGAUUGGACUGUUGCACCGCAGUGGGCAAAAAACCAGGACGAGCGCCCUAUGAUGAAGAAACUUCGUAUAGGAACAUACGCCGAUAUGAAUGUCUACCUCUUCCCUUCGAUUGACAGUAUUGAUGGCACUGAAGUAGGGGCGGGGUCUUCUAUUCUCGGCUACUGUUCCGAGUUUCCAAAAGCUGUUGUGCCAAAGUCAGAAGAAUGGUAUCAUGAUGGCAUUCUACUUCGAUCGGACACGACGCCAGGAAGUGACACCGUUUGGAAUAUGGGCAAGGCACUCGUACAUGAGGCUGGACAUUGGCUGGGAUUGUAUCAUACCUUUGAAGGCGGUUGCGAAGGGGACGGUGAUGGGAUCGACGACACUCCCGCAGAAGACAUCAAGUAUGCGAUGAGCGGAAUCAAAGGCUGCGACAAAAACAGGAAUUCCUGUCCUGGAAGCGGCAAAGAUCCGGUCACCAACUUUAUGGACUAUUCCGACGAGUCAUGCUGGUCGCACUUCACCCAUGGUCAAGAGGUUCGCAUGUACAGCCAGUGGAGUAAAUUCCGUGCUUCGCACAAGAAGCCCUUGACGCGCUAUUCUCAUUAA